This is a messenger RNA of Vitrella brassicaformis, 2620 nucleotides long. The record is from the annotation of a GenBank genome assembly. Lineage: Eukaryota; Vitrellaceae.
AAACGGAUGUACAAAUCAAAUUGCCUUGUUUUGCCUGAUAUCGUCUCCGUCCCUUCGUCUCUGUCCACGUCUGGGCAACAUGAACAGCAAGACACAAACCAGCCCCCAAACAGAAGAGUAGGGCAGAAAGGAAAGCCUUCCGAAUAAGAAGGACUGUAUUCUAUUCUACAACGCUGUAGUCAGUCCUCUGCCUCACUCACUACUGAAAGCCCUGGCUGCCCUGUCUUUCGACCCUCCUGCUCACACUAUGUAGUAUACAACACACCGACAGAUGACAGACAAACGGAAGACAGACAGAUGGAGAGGCACCGGAUUAGACAGACAGACAGAGAGACAUACAGCACCCGGCCACGUCGGAUCCUGCAGUUUGCACGGCGAUGAAUGCGUACCGGACAGGACGCCACGUCUCGUCGCCUGCUCGAUUGACCGCCUACCAGCCGCCACUGGCCCCUCCCCCGUCAUCGACGGAGCCCCCUCCAAAGCUCCCCGAUGAGCUUGUGCCGCCACCCCUGUCAUCAGAAUCGCCCCUGCACGAGCACAUCACAACCGAAUGAACAUUACUGCAUGAAUGCAUUUGUGCCUGCCUACCAUCCGCGGCUGACGCCUCUCCCGCCCUUGAACCAGCCCCCUCCAAAGCCGCCCGAUGAGCUCGUGCCGGGAUCAGAAUCAUCGCGGCGAGUCGGUUCUUGGCGGCUUUCAAGGCCUCGAUUUGUUCCUGCUCGGCUAUGAUCUCCUUGCACCGUUGGAUCUCGUUUUGCUUUGCCAGAGUAGGUCCUGCCUCCCGAUGAGCUGAUGCCACCAGAAUAGCCACCACCACCAUUAUAGUCGCCUCCAGAGUAGGUGGAGCCAUAGCUAUAGCUUGUGUAGCUGCGUCUGCUGCGGGUCGCCGUCUUUUUCGGCUCCUUCGGUUCAGCUGUGUCGUCGGGCGGCUUUGGGCCGCGAUGGAAGCCGCUGCCAGAGUAGGAGUGCUCAUCAAUGCCCCGUGAAGCGGCGUCAUUGUACUGAGAAGCCUCCUUGUGUUGCUCUCGGUGCGGCAGUGCCUGCCGCAGGCUGUCGGUGCGCCCCUGUAUGCGAUAGUAGCUGGGGUCAUAGCUCGGGGUAUAGCUGGAGUAGCUGGUGGAUCGGCGCCUUGGGCUCUUCGGUUGCUCUGGCUUGCCGCUGUUCGCAUACCAAAUGAUCCACCUGCAUCCAUCCAUGUAAAGGGCAGACAUGCAGAUCCCUGUGGGUGACGUUUCUGUAUCUUUUGUCCUCACAUGAUGAGGGUGAGGAUAAUGGCGGCAAUUAGAAGGGCUGGCAGUGCCUCAUCGCUGAUCUGAACACUCACGGCGAUCGCAGACUUGGACGAGGGGUCCUUCAGCUUGGCCUCCAGCAGGGUGAGGCCCUUCCGUAUGGCACCGCUGUAGUCCUCUCGUCUCAGGGCAGGCCUGCAUUCAUCCAUCCAUGCGCCAAGAGAGCCAAUCAUUGUCCCUUCAGCUGCUCCUCUAUCUCACUCAGAUCACUGACUCUCACUUCAUCGCAUCGAUGAUCGUGGUCAGGUCCCGGUUGCUCACUCGCAGUUUCGCCUGCUUUGCCGCUUGGAUAUGCACCACUCGGUCGUCUCGGCUCAGAAAGAAGAUCACCCCGUUGCCGCACCCCUUGUCGCCUACGCCCCACUGGUUGCCAAUCGAUGUCGCCCACCUACAGACAGACAUACGGCCAAGGAAACAACCAGCCGAAUGCACCAUGGACAGCAUCGACACACUUACUUCGCCGCGAGACUGUAUUUGUUUUCCCCUUCGCGCAGCAGCAUCUUUCGGACCAGUGCCACGCUGACUUGGAAGCCCCUUUCCUCUCCGUCAGGGCAGGUCAGUCUACAAUUGUCGCGGAUGUCGUUGAGAAUCCUCUGAAUCAUCUCUCGGUCAUAGACACUCGGCAGCACACCGUCAGGGUCACAUACCCAUCCCUUGUUGCGCAGGCCGCACUGCAGCAGGUCAUACUGAGGAUUGGGAAACGGGCCGGAAGGCAAGGCUGCAGACCACACCACACCACACCACACCACACCACAGCACACACGAAAUACUGUGUGUGACUCAUGGCCAGCUUUGUGGCUGCAUUCUCGUGCUCAUUUGCCGACAGCAGGGCGAGGAGGGCUGAACGGCUGAAAGUGAAGAGACGCCGGAGAGGGAGAACUUGUCGUUUUGCUCGCCGCCGUCGGGCACCGUUAUGGUGCUCUCGUCAUCCUGAACACACACGUACGUGCACAGUGACAGAUACAUCCUCUUCCCUUUGUGGGCAUGCCCACUCACCGUGGCAAUCUCUGCAGCCUCAGCAGACGAGAGAACCCUUCGGCUACCCCGCUUGCCAGCCUGGUGUCCGACCAGCCGACCCGGCUGGACAAUCGCUGGAGCCGUGAGUUUGAAGGGGUCCAGCGUCGAGAGCGACGGCCGCAUGAAGAUGCCUGGCAGUCGGAAUAAAGCGAAAAGGGAGGUGGCGCUUGCAUCACGUCGCUUGUCAAUGGCCGUUGUCGGGGGAGAGAAUCUUAUCGGCGCCACGAAGGCGCCCGGCCGGACGGCAUCUGUGCCUGCCAUGGCGAACAGUGCUGUUGUGAAGGCGUACAACGCACCCGCCAUCCUUGCUGACG